This is a messenger RNA of Python bivittatus (Burmese python), 3778 nucleotides long. RefSeq lists its product as uncharacterized. Lineage: Eukaryota; Metazoa; Chordata; Lepidosauria; Squamata; Pythonidae. The record is from RefSeq and is a predicted model, not a curated record.
CUUAUCUGACCAUUGCCUUGGUAGCGGCUCUUCCUCCUGUCCUUCAAGGUCAUUCCCUCUUCCUUCUAUACAUCUCUAGACUGAGUCACUCCAACUGAUUUGUCCAUGUGGAGUCCUUGGUGCUCUCUGAACUUGGUGGUUUGCUUGCAGACAUUCCAUUACCCAACUAGGGUAACAUCGCCAAUGUGAGUAAGUGUGGGGUUUUCUCACUGUUUAUAUACAGUAGCUUGCCCUGCCAGUUUUGGUAGGAGUGCAAUUUAUCAGUUUCUGUCCUAUUCCUAAUGGCCUUAAUGGAUCAGUCCAAUAAAAAUUACAAUCAUUUUAUUGAACACCCUGGCUUGCUGCUGCCUUCUUGUUUCAGGUAGAAGUGCAGGAAAUAUGUGGAUUGUGCUGUAAGCCGGUCCACCCAACCCAGCGCCUGGUCAUCCAGAACGUUCUUGUGCACCAGAUGUGUUUCUGCUGCCAGCACUGUAGAAGGAAACUAAGUUUGCUCAACUACGCAGUCUUCCAAGAAGCGUUCUAUUGCAAAAUUUGUUGCAAGCUGCUUGCCGGGGUUGUAGGAAAAAGUCCCCCCAACCCCACCCUCAGCCCAAACCGUCAGCAGCUACUGCAGAAAGACACACAGCUAAAUCCAAGACGAGAGUCUAAAAAUAAAAACAGUCCCACAGGAAGGAUUUUGGCUCGAGAGAAAAUGCCACCGAGAUUUUCCAAUUUGCACCCCCAGGGUAGCCUGAGUGAUAAGCCAAAAACCAUCUGCUCGCCUUUAAAGAAAGAUGUUAAAGGUGACAUUGGCAGGAAAUAUGACAGGUAUGGAACAAAGAAAACAUGGCUGCAAGAUCCUGCCAUGGUUCUGCGUAGUUCCCAACAGGCAGAUGCAAGUCAUUACAAGACCUGGGAAGAUAAGUCAAUAGCAGAAAGUUCUCGGGUACAGAAGAAGAAAAGCCAACUCCCCAAAGUCACCAGCCCAAAAAGUGGGGACCACAUCUUGCAUUGGGUUAAAAAAGUACAUGGAAGUCAAGACCUGGGAGUGUUGGAAAACAGACAGUUGUUUGUGGAUGGAGGCAUUGUAGGAGUAGAGGUAGGAAAAAUAGGGUCUAGCAUAUUAGAAAAGGUCAGGAGGUUCCAGUCUGACUCAUUCAAAGUGGAGAGAAGCAUUUCCAAGGCUUCAUCUUUAUCACUGAACCUUCCAAGGUCUUCACUUGCUAGUUCAUUCCUAUCUCCUGAUGGAGGACUUAGAAGUACUACAGUAACACCUGUAGCUACCACAGCUGGUGCUCCUCAACUUGCAAAAGAUCCUUUCCAGGGCAAGAAACCUAGUGGAGCUUCCUCCUGGAAGGCCACAUCUGAUGGAAAGAAUCAAAGGCAGAUCUUGCCGAUGGUUGAACCUCUUCCUAAAGUCAGGACAACGUUACCUGCUUUGGCACCACCAGUGGACAACAGAUCAAAGAAGAAACUUCAAAGAGCCACCCAGGAAAAUACAUUGAACACAGUAGUAACUGAAGAUACUGAAGAACUGAAUUCUAAUAACAUGGCACCAAUGAAAAAUAAGAAACCCUCCCCAUCUAAGCCUGAAGGUUUGGUAUCUUCUCCUGGGUAUGAAGAGAAGGGAAAUAAUCAAACAGAACAUAGUGAUAAGACAUUAGCUUCCAAUUUUGAUCCAAUGAAGUCAUGCCUGAAAACUAACCAGGAACAUAAGCCAUCUUGGAUAAGCAGGAAUGAAUUCCUUGGAGAAGCGAUUGAAAUACUGCAUCCAGAAAGGCAACCAAGCAUGGACAGCCAACUGUCUCCUGAAACCCACCCUUUAAUGAAUGAAGAGGUUAAAAAGAAUGAAAUGUACCCAAGAGGAACCCCAGACAGCUUUGGGAGUCUAACAUGCACUCCUGACUUAGACUCUCAGAACACUGAACCUAAAGAUACAACUAGCUCUUCAGCCACAGAUGGAGACAUAGAAGAUGGUAGUUCAUUAUCCAGCUCACAACCAGACGAUGUUGAAAACAGGGAAGUUCUACCAAGAAAUAACCUACAAGAAGAUGCUGCUUUGAUCUGCAACAUAGAACCUCCUAUAAAAAUCACAAACACAAAUGAAAAACUACCAGCAAAAGCCAGCAGUGAACAUAACCUUCAACUUGCAUUCCAAGAAGAUACUUCUAGAGAUACCAGUCUUCUGGCUUCUGUCUCUUACACCAAAGACCCAGAAAUACUUCUCUCCUGUGAAGUCCCCUGUUUGAUAGAAAAGCAGGAGACAGGACAAGUAACUGUGGAAAUCAAAGCUCAAAAUGGUAAGGGCUCAGUUAUAGAGACAAGUCAAGACAUUACAGAUAAGUCUGCCAGAAAGCAACCAUUAAAAAAACAAAAUAAUCCUUUUGCUCAGUUUUUUGCAUCCAAAACACAAAGGAGUGUUCCCAACCAGAAGCUAACAUCAGGAACCAAGAAAGCACCUAAGUCUGCUUUAGUCACAUUGUUUGGACAUUCGGUGAAUAAAGACAAGAGUCAAAAGGAAUGGCCAAGAAAAGAUUUAGGAGAGCUUUCAGGAAAAGUAAGUUUACAAUCUACGCAUUACUCAAACCUACCAAAACCUGACAGCUCCAAAAAAGAGGAGAACUCCAAAGUGGUUAUUCAGACAAUGAAUUCAGGGGCAGGCCCACAAGAAUCAGAGGAGAGUCACAGAAGUUGCUCAAAAGAAAAUCAAAAUGGGAAUUCUCCAUCCUUGGAUUGUGUGAAUACAUUUUCUUUAGAGCUUGGAAGAGAUAUUGCAAGUCCCAUAGGAAUGCCAUCUAGAACAAAGUCCCUUGAUAUUCCCAGGCAAUCAAAUCUAAAUACAGAAAAUACAGCCAAGGAUCAUGGACAGUCAUUGCCAUUUACUAGUUUACAGGAUUGUCUGGUGUCUACAGAGAACAUGUCACAGUAUUCUACAAAUCCUUCAGUGGAGACAAGUGUUUCCUGUAGGAAUCCUCUUUCUGAGCAAGGUUUGUAUAAGUUCUCUAAUUUGGCCAAUGUGGAUAGUCAAGAUUUAGAGCUGAAGGCAAGAAAUGUUUCAUUAUUAGACCCUUUGAGAGAAGAUGAGACUCAAGCAUUAGAUGAGGUCCAUCAGGUUCCUGAUACUCUUUUAUCUUUUAAGGGUGUGGAAGGGUCAGCAAACAUGGAGAGAGAUGCUGCAGAAACUUCUCCUGGUUUAGAUUCAGAAAUUGUACAAACGAACGAUGAUUUUUGCUCAGGAUCUUCAGAAAACUAUUUGCAGGUCAGCAGUCCACAGUUUUCAGAGUUGGAGCUUAAUGUGGGGUUCAGAGAUGACAGCCUUAGUAACAGACAGCCUCCAGAAACUGGAAACCCCCAGACAUUUGGGUCUAAUUCAGAUCAUCCUUUUGAACUAACUCUGCAUGUUGAACAAGCCAGUAAUGAGGAUUACUCCAUUGGAGAGAACCACUUGCACCCAGUGCUCACUUCAUUUCCGCAUAUGCCUGAGCUUCUUAGAGACACCCUCCAGGGCAAGGCUACAGAAAGAUCAGUUGAAGCUAAAAGUCUGCCAGAGGACUGAAUGCAAGCAGAGGACAGUGAUCAUCCAUGAGGACGUUUGAUGUAUCCUUACCUUGAAACCCAGGGCUUAGAGUUCCAACUGAGGCCUAACUUGUUCAUGAACAACUGAAAUGGAAACCAAGCCAAAUUUAUGGAGCCAGUCUUGAUAACGCUCCUGAAAACACCCAAGAUGUGUACAGGUAAUCCCCAGUUUAAGAAAGAGUUCCGUUUCCAAGAUCUGUCCUUAAGUCGAAUUUGUACGUAA